Molecule: messenger RNA, 1353 nt
Organism: Pseudocercospora fijiensis CIRAD86
Lineage: Eukaryota; Fungi; Ascomycota; Dothideomycetes; Mycosphaerellales; Mycosphaerellaceae
Exons: 1
Biological process (GO): protein targeting to vacuole; vesicle-mediated transport
Cellular component (GO): fungal-type vacuole membrane; Mon1-Ccz1 complex
Source: RefSeq, a predicted model, not a curated record
AUACAGCACGAGUUCGACGACGUCACCUCUCUGGGGGAGGAUGGCACUACGGAGGAGGAUCUCUUGCGGAGCUGGAAGUCAAAACUCAAGCACUUCUUCAUCCUUUCUGCAUCCGGCAAGCCAAUCUACAGCAGACAUGGCGACGAUCAGCAAAUCAGUCACUACGUGGGCGUAGCACAGACUUUGAUCUCCACGUAUCAGGAUCAAAAGGACUCGCUGAACAGCUUUCACGCUGGUGGCACUCAAUUCGUCAUGCUUUCUCGAGCUCCUUUGAAUCUUGUUGCGAUCAGUAGGCUGCCAGAGAGCGAGGCGCAACUCAGGAACCAGCUAGAGUCACUCUACAUGCAGAUUCUGUCGACUCUGACCUUACCGAGUAUGGAGACGAUGUUUCGCAAUCGACCGUCUACAGACCUGCGUAGGCCCUUACAAGGAACCGAUGUUCUGCUUGAUGGUCUCGCCGAUGGCUUCACGCGAGGCUCACCCUCCACCCUACUCUCUGCGCUGGAAUCUCUUCGUCUCCGUAAGACGCAGCGACGAACGAUCAACGAUUCACUCCUCAAAGUCCGUUCCCAGAAUCUGCUUUACGGACUCAUCGUAGCUGCGGGCCGGCUUGUGAGUGUAGUGCGGCCAAAAAAGCAUUCUUUACAUCCCGGAGAUUUGCAAUUGAUCUUCAACAUGCUGUUCGAAGCUCGCAGCGUAAGAGCCGGAGGUGGUGAGAAUUGGAUUCCACUUUGCCUACCAGGCUUCAACAACACCGGCUACCUCUACAUGUACGUCAGCUUCUUCGCGACAAACGAAAGCACGACGGAAGCAGUCGAAGAGCGCCAAGCAGACGCCGCAAAAGAUGACGAGCUCGCCAUUGUGCUCAUAAGUGCCAACAAGGAAGCUUUCUACGAGUUACGCAAGAUGCGCGACCGACUCAUUUCACAGCUUGAAGCCAACGGCAGCAUGACUGCAAUCAAGACUGAAAUUCGGAAAGGUCAUGCUCCUUGCUCCGAAAUCGUACCGGGGACAGCAUUGCGACACUUCCUCUACAAAUCAAGAGGAAACGUGCAAUUCGUCAUGCCGUCCUUCGAGCCACAUUUUACCGGCACCGUGGCCAGACGUCGACUCAUGAAUCUUUACUCUCAGCUUCACGACAGUAUACAUUCCCGAACGGCGCACUUGAAAGUGCAACAUAGCAUUGCAAAUGACUCCACGGCUCUGGCAUGGGAAACUCCGCUUUUCGAACUGUACUGUGUUGCUGGGCCGAAUGCUUCAAGAGCGGCUUUGGCGCAAGGUGCCAAUAAAGUGCUCCAAUGGAUCAGACGCGAAGAGGAGCGGGUCUUCAUCAUUGGCGGCGCGGUGUUCUAG